AUGUCAAGCUUGGUUUCAAUCGCCGCGUCGGCAUAUUCACAGGCGGUGCAAGGCAUUUCUGAGGAUCUCGAGACACCUCAUUUGCUCGCAGUCAGUGGCAUCUCAUUCUUCACCAUUGCAAUCGCAAUUUUUCCCCUCGCUCUCGCCCCUCUGGGUGAAUCCUUCGGACGCCAAAAGGUUUACCUCGUUUCCUAUGGCAUCUUUUUCUUGUUUUUCCUGCCAAAUGCUCUAGCCCAGAACAUUCAGACGGUGCUAGUCGCCAGGUUCAUCUGUGGCGCUGCAGGCUCGGUCGGCUCAACGAUGGUCGGAGGCACGCUCGCAGACCUCUGGGAGAGAGACGAGAGAGAUGUUCCACUGGCCUUCUUUGCGCUCUCCGCACUUCUCGGAACACCUAUUGGCACCAUCGCCUUUACCUGGGCGGGUGGAGAUGUCUCUUGGCGAUGGAUCUUCUGGACUCUGUUGGCCCUGGCUGCGCCGUCUGCCGCAGCGAUUCUCCUCUUCUUUCGAAAGGAGACACUGCCUGCAGAAGCCCGGCGGCACCUUGCUGAAGCCGCGCGCAAAGUCGACUCGGCCUCGAGAUCCUCGUCAACGACCCAAGUUCCCUUGCAGUCUCGAUCAGCUUGCAAGACUCUGCGCGAGGCGGUCAUCCGCUCGGCGCUCCGCCCACUCUACUUUUUGCUCACCGAACCAAUCACUCUGACGCUCAGCGUGUGGAUCGCAUUCGCCUGGGGUGUGCUUUAUCUCUUUCUCGAAUCGCUACCUCUCGUCUUUGCGCCAUAUGGGUUCACGCCGGACAACAUGACACGAGGGUUAUCAUUUACAGGCAUUGCUGUGGGCGCUCUUCUCGGGUUUGUGCUACACGUCGCCAUCUUGAAGGCUCGAGGAGUCGCGAGCACUCCAGAGCAACGUUUACCAAGCGCCUGUUUCGGAGCUCUUUUGUUUUCGUUCGGCUUCUUUGUCCUCGCUUGGACUGCCCGGCCUGGUCAGAUACCCUGGAUUGUGCCUCAAAUUGGCGCAGCCAUGACCAUGACGGGCCUCUUCCUGGUUUACGUAAGUCAUGGGAAAGCAGAAUGGUGCAAGUGGGUCGCGCUCACAACCCUGUCGAUGCCCUUAGACAUGCAUCUUUAGCUACUUUUCCGACUGCUACGGCGCUUACAGCUCUUCUGCGAUUGCGGCUCAGAGCUUCCUGCGCAAUAUACUGGCCACAGGUGAGUUUUGAGGGGUCUGACUUAUCCGGCGCAGCGUGAAUUUACAUUCAAAAUAUCACAAUCUACAGCAUUUCCCCUUAUAGCCGAAAGAAGUGAGUGCUCCCGUGAGGGCUGGCAGAGAAGAGCUGAGCAGCUCAGUGCCUUGAUUUUUGUGUGCAGUGUAUGAGCAACUCACGUAUCCAUGGGCAUCGAGUCUGCUUGGGUUCGUCGCCCUGGCCUUGGCUCUCGUGCCGUUUCUGCUCAUGUGGAAGGGCCAAGCCUUGCGCAAAAGAUCUCCCUUUGCCCAGUCGGAGAUUGGCAAACCGUGA
Molecule: messenger RNA, 1516 nt
Organism: Ceraceosorus bombacis
Lineage: Eukaryota; Fungi; Basidiomycota; Exobasidiomycetes; Ceraceosorales; Ceraceosoraceae
Source: the annotation of a GenBank genome assembly